AUGUCAUCUGCCCAAAAGCUUAAGCAGAAGCUCUUUGGACAAGGUAACCAGUCGCAGCAGGACUUGACAAACCUCACCAUCAACAUUCCCGCUGCGAGGAGCAGUACCUCACAGCCCAUACUCCCAAAAUCGAAAUCACAUUAUGAAGCUGGUGGCAGUCCACGCACCCGAUCGGCAGAUGGCUCGCGCUCCGCAGGGGCCCGUGAGCCGACGUACCGCUCUCAAAUCCUAAGGAAACUAGGCACACAGUACACAUCUGUGGAGGAAUACCGUCUUGAUCAGGAUAGAGAUCGUGAAAGACACUGGAAACGUUGGGGCCCUUAUCUAAGCGAAAGGCAAUGGGCAACUGUUCGAGAAGACUACUCUGCUAACGGUGAUGCGUGGUCUCAUUUCCCGCAUGAUCAUGCCCGUUCGCGCGCUUAUCGAUGGGGGGAAGAUGGAAUCGGAGGGAUCUGUGAUAAUCAUGGACGACUUUGCUGGUCACUUGCUUUGUGGAAUGAAGAGGAUGAUAUUCUUAAGGAACGACUGUUUGGUGUCACUGGGCACCAGGGCAAUCAUGGUGAAGAUGUGAAGGAGCUGUAUUGGUACCUUGAUUCUACGCCUACACACUCUUUCAUGAAGUUUCUAUACAAGUAUCCACAGUGCAAAUUCCCAUACGAUCGCCUCGUGCAGGAAAGCGUGGCUCGGAGCCGUGAGGUAAAUGAAUUCGAAUCAAUGGAUACUGGGAUUUUCGAUGACGAUCGCUACUGGGAUGUAUUCAUCGAAUAUGCGAAGGACGCGGACGACCCUCAAUCUAUCUCGAUUCGUGUCACCGCGUAUAAUCGCGGCCCAGAUCCUGCGAACUUGCAUAUCAUUCCUCAACUCUGGUUCGCAAAUACAUGGUCAUGGUCGUUACCAACUCCGCCGCGUCCCGUCAUACGCGAGGCAUCCCCGGGGGUCAUCACGGCUAGACAUUCCGAACUCAGCCGCAUGAAUAUGUAUUGCUCACCUUCUCCACCCCCCGUCGACGCACAAGGUCACUGGGACUCGGAAGAAAACGGGAGCGAUGAUGACGACGAUAGCAUCAUUCCCGAACUGAUUUUCACCGAGAACGACACCAAUUUCCAAAGACUAUAUGGCGGUCAAAACAAGGCGCCUUUCGUAAAGGACGCGUUCCAUGACCACAUUAUUUCAGGACACCGGCCUGUAGUCCCGUCCAAAGCUCCCGACUUGGUCCAACAAAGCUUCCGCACCAGCGCUAGCAGUGAGAGUUCCGACGAAUCUGAUUCAGGGACACCUCACCCAGAACCACAGUUUGUAAACCCUGACAAGACUGGCACCAAAGCAGCCGCGCACUACAGUUUUAGAGACGUGCCUGGUCGUGGGGGAUGCGUUGUAGUCCGGCUGAAGUUGACACCCAAUUCACCUUCAAAGGAUCCUGCGAUUAACGAUGAGGAGCUGUUUGAUCUUUGCAUAGAGGAGCGACGGACAGAAGCUGAUGAAUUCUACAAUCAGGUUGCCGGACCUGGGAUUGGGAGCCCUGAUUUGAGGAGUAUUAUGAGGCAGGCCCUAGCCGGAAUGUUAUGGUCAAAGCAGUAUUAUCAGUUCAUCCAGAAUGAAUGGUUGCAGGGGGAUCGCGCUCAGCCACCACCCCCGCCAGAGCGAAAAUGGGUUCGCAACAAGGAAUGGCGGCACCUUCAUAUUGCAGAUGUCCUCUCCAUGCCGGACAAGUGGGAAUAUCCCUUUUUCGCCGCGUGGGACACUGCGUUCCAUUGCAUUCCCCUUGCGCUCGUCGAUCCGGACUUCGCGAAAAAGCAGCUUGACCUAUUCACCCGGGAGUGGUAUAUGAAACCAGAUGGCCAGAUACCGGCGUAUGAGUGGAAUUUCUCGGACGUCAAUCCACCGGUGCAUGCCUGGGCGACAUUCCGCGUGUUCAAAAUCGAACGCAAGCUAUAUGGAAGGGAAGACCUCCAAUUCCUUGAACGAGUCUUCCAGAAGUUGUUACUUAACUUCACAUGGUGGGUUAACCGAAAAGAUAAGGAAGGGAAGAACGUCUUUGAAGGCGGUUUCCUUGGACUGGAUAAUAUUGGCGCGUUCAAUCGUUCAGAGGCACUCCCUAAUGGUGGCACACUUCGGCAAGCGGAUGGAACAGCUUGGAUGGCCUUUUUCUGUUUGAACAUGUUGAACAUGGCGCUCGAGCUAGCGAAACACAAUCCAGUCUACGAGGACAUUGCAUCGAAAUUUUUUGAGCAUUUCAUCUUCAUCGCGGAUGCUAUGACGUAUAGUUUGGAAGACGGAGAGGAGACUGCGCUCUGGAACGAGGAGGAGGGUCUCUAUUUUGAUGCUAUCCAAUGGGGCGACGGUUCACCCCAACAAAUUCCUGUCAGAUCACUCGUGGGUCUGAUACCACUAUAUGCGACACUUACCCUUGAGCCUUCUGUUAUUGAGAAGCUACCCAGCUUCAAGAAGCGCAUGGAAUGGUUCAUCGAGAAUCGUCCUGAGAUUUCUCAACGGAAUAUGGCCAAUAUGAAGGCUCGCGGCAGAGGCGAAAGACGACUACUUGCUUUGGCAAGUAAGGAACGUUUGGAGCGAAUUCUUCAAAAGAUGCUGGAUGAAAAUGAAUUCCUCAGUGAUUAUGGCAUCAGAUCCCUUUCUUUGUAUCACGAGGAACGGCCUUUUGAAAUGUGGGUCAACAGUUCCAAGUUUAGCGUGGAGUACUGGCCUGGCGAUUCGAAGUCGGGCAUGUUCGGUGGAAAUUCAAAUUGGCGAGGACCUAUUUGGCUUGCUGUGAACUUCUUGUUGAUAGAAUCGCUGCAACGGUUCCAUCAAUACUACGGACCAGAUUUCCAAAUCGAGUGCCCAACUGGCUCGGGCGACUUCAUGGAUUUGGGCAAAGUAGCGGAGGAAAUUCAGCACCGAAUUAUUCAUAUAUUCAGUCGAGACAUGGAAGGUCGGCGGGCGACAAAUGGAGGAAAUCCCAAGAUGGAUCGUGACCCUCACUUCCGAGAUUAUGUCCUUUUCCAUGAGUUCUUCCAUGGUAACGAUGGGCGUGGUCUUGGGGCGUCUCACCAAACCGGAUGGACUGGGCUGGUCGCGUACCAUAUCGUUCAGUCCGGCGUCACAUGCCGGCUCCCCCGUACACCCCGAACUCCAAAAAGCGUAUCCCUGCAUUACUUUGAUGAACACAUUGAUACGAUCUCGGAGGCAGGUGAUCAAUCGGCCUUUGACUUGCAAUCCGCACGGAGUGUUGUCAGUGCUAUCGGAGAUCUGUCGCCUGAUGCAUUGUAG
Cantharellus anzutake is the source of this 3267-nucleotide messenger RNA. RefSeq lists its product as uncharacterized. Gene Ontology annotation, biological process: protein N-linked glycosylation; oligosaccharide metabolic process. Gene Ontology annotation, molecular function: Glc3Man9GlcNAc2 oligosaccharide glucosidase activity. NCBI's taxonomy places the organism in Eukaryota, Fungi, Basidiomycota, Agaricomycetes, Cantharellales, Hydnaceae. The coding region runs from base 1 to 3267 and encodes 1088 amino acids. The record is from RefSeq and is a predicted model, not a curated record. Gene Ontology annotation, cellular component: endoplasmic reticulum membrane. The transcript has 16 exons.